AUGGAAGGCCUAAUUCCAAUGGUAUUCAAAAGCAUCAAGAAAAAUGGAGUUAGAAGGCAAUACAAAUCUCUCUCUUCUGGUGCAACUGAUAAAACUCACUAUAAUAUUGCAGAUUUUUACACAAAUGAUUAUAGUUCUUACAACAAACAAUAUGAGAAUGGUGGUUUGCAACAACCCGAAAAGAUCUCGGGGUUUCAUGCAGAUGGUGGUGCGGGGCGCCACUACUCUGUUGAUUUCGAUCAUUCUGCAGCCUCGGAGUUGGAGGAUUCUGUUAAGUCCAAGCAACUUGUGAGGUUCAGGAGCCUCGGAAUGUUCUCAUGUGUGACUGGUGCAUGA
This is a messenger RNA of Fraxinus pennsylvanica, 336 nucleotides long. NCBI's taxonomy places the organism in Eukaryota, Viridiplantae, Streptophyta, Magnoliopsida, Lamiales, Oleaceae. The record is from the annotation of a GenBank genome assembly.